Messenger RNA from Lycium barbarum (goji berry), 1563 nucleotides. Its product is annotated as receptor-like protein kinase ANXUR1. The transcript has 7 exons. The record is from RefSeq and is a predicted model, not a curated record. Lineage: Eukaryota; Viridiplantae; Streptophyta; Magnoliopsida; Solanales; Solanaceae. The coding region runs from base 110 to 1453 and encodes 447 amino acids. Gene Ontology annotation, molecular function: protein kinase activity; ATP binding. Gene Ontology annotation, biological process: protein phosphorylation.
AGACCUACCUAUUCUUGCUUUUGCCCACUUAGGAAUGCAGUUGAAUGCAAAGGAAAAUUAAGGCAUGGAAAGCCUAGUAGAGUAGAAGUGGGAUAAAACUAAAAGAAAAAUGAGUCGAGGUUUCUUUCAAAGUCAGCAACACACAUGGGGAGGAGUAUCAGCUGGAAUUCUGAUAGUAUUUUUUGGUUGCUCAAUUUUUUUCUGCUUCAAGAGAAAGCUUUAUACAUGCUUUACGUUACCGGUGAACCAAAAAGGAACUCUAAAAGCUGAACAACUUAUGUUGAAGCAUUUCCAGCUGGAACAAUUACAGAAGGCAACUAAUAAUUUCAGUCAAGAUUGUCUGGUUGGUUCUGGUGCAUUUGGAAAUGUCUACCUAGGAUCAUUCGACGGGGAGGGAAAACUAGCUAUAAAGAAGGCACAUACUGAAUCAUACACAAGUACUGAAGAGUUUGAAAAUGAGAUCAGGUUGGUCUCAAAAGUGAAACACAAAAAUCUCGUUAGUUUGGUGGGGUUCUGCCAAGGCGCUGGGCAAAAGGGAGCAAAAAUUCUGGUGUAUGAGUAUGUUCCAAAUGGUUCUCUGCUAGACCACAUCAUGGGGAGGGGAGGAAGGAGCUUAACAUGGAGGCAAAGAGUGACGAUAGCCAUUGGAGCAGCUAAAGGGAUAGCUCAUCUGCAUGAAGGAAUCAAACCAAGUAUAAUUCAUCGGGACAUAAAACCAAGCAACAUCUUAGUAGGAGAGAACUUUGAGGCCAAGGUCUCAGAUUUUGGGCUUGUGAAAUCAGGUCCUAUUGGGGAUCAAUCACAUGUUAGCAGUCAGAUAAAGGGAACACCAGGGUACCUUGACCCUGCCUACUGUUCGUCUCUCCAGUUGACUCCUUUUACUGAUGUCUACAGCUAUGGUGUUAUACUACUGCAGCUUGUUGCUGCUAGACCCGUAGUCGAGAAAACUAGAGGUCAUCCUAAUUUUCACAUUAUUGAUUGGGCAAGACCUAGCUUAGAACGAGGAAGCAUCGAUGAAAUAAUAGAUGCCAAUCUCUUAAUGGAGGAAUGCAACAUGGAAAUGAUGUUAAAAAUGGGACAGCUUGGUCUGAAAUGUGCGGUUAAAGUCCCCAAAGAAAGGCCUACAAUGACUCAAGUGUGGCAAGAACUGGAGUCUGCCCUCUUUUCUGCAGAGAAUAUCAUAUAUAAGCAACCUUCAAAUGGUUCUUUGAAAUUAGCUAGCUUGUCUAGCCUAUCAGUGGAACGGGGAAACCAUCGAUCGAAACAACUUGAUUAUUCUCAAAGCUUAGUUAGCAUAGAUGGCAUUAGGUUGCAGAAAUUUUAUAUGGACAUGGACCGCAUAUCCUUUGGGAGUGCAAAAUUGAGGUGCUUAGAUGCCUAUAGUAUAAGCUUUGAAGACGACUCAGACAACCUGACAGGAACUUCAGAGGGAACUACCACGAGUGGGAACUAAGAGUUUAGGCUUAACAUUUAACAUCAGUUAAGGUUUGAUUAAUGUAAGAGUUUAAACUUUCAUCAACAGAUUAAAGAAUUUGCACCCAUCAUUUCCCAUACUGCAAUCUU